GAUGCUGGGGUUAUGUAUCGUAAAGAUCGGGAGUCUUACAAUUCUAUUGUCCGAUCUCAAGUUGAAUCUUCAAAGAAAGACAUUCCUGAAGGAUUAAAGAUACCUACUAGUGCCGAUGAUUUUGUUCAAAAACAACGUCAUACUGAGGAUGAACAUGAUGAAAAUUUUUG
Messenger RNA from Racocetra persica, 170 nucleotides. NCBI's taxonomy places the organism in Eukaryota, Fungi, Glomeromycota, Glomeromycetes, Diversisporales, Gigasporaceae. The record is from the annotation of a GenBank genome assembly.